Molecule: messenger RNA, 991 nt
Organism: Talaromyces proteolyticus
Lineage: Eukaryota; Fungi; Ascomycota; Eurotiomycetes; Eurotiales; Trichocomaceae
Exons: 1
Coding region: 10-822 (270 amino acids)
Source: RefSeq, a predicted model, not a curated record
UCUCCUCCAAUGUCGCUUGUGAUGCCCAUAGCGAUACUUGGAAUACUGUCCAUUCAAAGGGCAGCGGCGCAGUGCUCAGAUGGGCUUGUGAACGUUGUCUUUAACACCGGUUCGGGUGGCUAUACAGAACAGCGAUGGGAGCAGAUCCAGUCCGCUUCCAAUUGGAUCACGUUUGGUUUUGGACUCGCGGACAAGCAGAUCCCAAUGCUAGGCAACGACAAUACGGCUAUUCAGAACGCUAUUGACGUGGUUAACGGUCAAAAUCCGCCAGAUUUCAUGCUCACAUUCAACGAGCCUGACAAUCUUUAUGGCUCGAAUCCGAGACAAGUCAUAUUGCAGCCUGCAGAUGCCGCCAAUCUUAUUAAACCAUUGUUGGAGAACCGCGGAAACCAUACACAAUUCAUCGCACCCGUGCCGGCCUUCGACAAGCUCCCCUGGCUUCCUGAGUUCUAUGGAAACUGCAGUUGCCAAGACGCCUUUGCAGCAUACAACGUCCAUGUCUACAACGAAACUGUCGAAGAAGCCCAAGAACGAAUCAACGCUUUCCACGAGACGUGGAACGACAAGCCUUUGUGGAUUACCGAGAUUGCACCGCACCAAGAAAACUCGUGUCCGAAUCCCAUUCCCUGGGACAACAGCAUCCAGUUCAUGCAGGAAAUCUACGCCUGGGGGCAGCAAACUGAAUGGAUCGAGAAGAUAUUUUGGAACUCGGCCAAUGAGAUUGACUGUGGUGAUACGAAUGUGGAUGCCUCGUUCCUGCUUGAUUUUAACAAUAACUCGACGCCUCUCUUGGAUCCUUUCAAUCAGCUGACUUGCUCUUGAAGUUACCUGCACUUUCUGCUGAAGUAUUUUCCACUUCUUGGGUCUCGUUUCGGGCCUUCGUGCUUUUUAUAGACUAUCGUUCAAUAUGAUUCCACUACCAGCAGGUAAGCAAGACAUGAGACAAAAGCUUAUUCUUUUGGAACAUUCUGUACGGUUCUCUUAUUGCGGA